Messenger RNA from Coregonus sp. 'balchen', 578 nucleotides. Lineage: Eukaryota; Metazoa; Chordata; Actinopteri; Salmoniformes; Salmonidae. The record is from the annotation of a GenBank genome assembly.
AUGGAAAAGGUAAAGAAGACCCAUUCUGCACACAGCCAUCUGACCAAGGUCCAUCUGUCCAGCAGGCAAUACAGAGGGACUGACCACGACAGAGAGCGGCACAGGUUAUUCUCAUCACAAACUAAGCUAUGUCCUAAGAGAGAUUGAUCAUGUUGACAUGUGUAGAUUUGUUGUGAUUUUAUGCUUGCCCUUUUCUUUGUCUUCCUCCAGGCAGCCUUUGGUCUCCACGCCAUCUCCUGGCUGUGAAAACAGCUACAUGGAAUCAUCUGAGGUAGGCCUACCUACACUUUGAUAUCUUAGACAGUGCAGUACCGAACAUACUUUUUAGGAAGUCCAAAUGCAAGUGAUAUUUCCUGUUUUACUAGAUGACCAUGGGGCUGGUGAACGAAAAUUAUGCAAAGGCCUUAUGGAGGAGAACCAGAGAGAGGGCAGGAGUGUCCGUUUGCCCUGCCGUACUUCCUGUCCAGCCCCUGCUCCAUCUCAGGGCUAAGACUGAUGAAAACCUGCUUGAGAGCCAAUCCCACUGUGGCAUGGACCAGACUUUAGACCCCUCAUGCCUUAGGGCCAAAAUAAGGCCA